AUGAUACUUCUAAUAGUAUCCCCAGUCUCGCCUCCUUCAACCGGUGCGAUCUCGGUAUUGUCGAGCCUGCUGGACUCAGUCUUCGGUGAAAUCGGUAGCGUGAUGGCGAAGGGCAAAGCGAUGCAGACGAAGAUGAGAGCGAACAAAGUCGUUCCAUUCGCAUCGAAAGUACAACCUAGACAUUUGGAAUUGGAGCCGCUCUGUUGUUUGUCGUCAUGUCUUGUUCGCGGCGGAUGUACUGCAGUUGUCGCAUUCGAAGUGUUCUACGUGCUGGCCACGCUGCUGAUUGUGAUUGGAAGUAUGUCCGUCGGUGGAUUCAAAUUGUGGAAGCCGUUACCUCAGACAUUCAACCCUUGGUUUCGUCAUCAUCUCUUUUAUUAUUGUAUCAUCGUCUACGAUGUGGCUAGCCGCUUUUUGAAAUUCCUCAUUCUCCACUUUCAUGCCAUAUUUCAGGUGCUGGUGCGUGUUCACUAUCCGUUCUGUUACGUUUCACUGCUGGUGAAUCUGGGUUUUCUGGUGUUCUCCGUAUGGACAUUCUCGUCACCUGGUCCAUAUACAUGGACUCCCACCAACUGUUUACUUGUCCUCUGUUUCGCCAUGCAGAUUCCUCUACAGAUUUGGGCAAUUACUGUGGUGAAAAGCUGUCAGGACUUCUUCUCUUUGAUCCAUGUUUUCAUCACUAUGGCAGAGGCCUAG
This is a messenger RNA of Angiostrongylus costaricensis, 696 nucleotides long. NCBI's taxonomy places the organism in Eukaryota, Metazoa, Nematoda, Chromadorea, Rhabditida, Metastrongylidae. The record is from the annotation of a GenBank genome assembly.